AUGGGGAAUGAAAACUCAGCAAUAUCAAACAAACAUGGUGGCGAGGCACUGAAGGUUGUUUCAACUGAACCAUAUGUUCCAAGGCAAAGGAAACGCUCAACAAAGGCAAAGAUGGUAGGUGUUGGGGAGGACUCAAAGCAACAUGGUAAGAAACCACUACAUAGGGAAGACACUUUCACCAACUACAUUAAACGUGCUAAGUAUAAAAUCAGAAGCUUGUCAAACAUUGGUGGCCGUGAGGAGCAGAGCAACCCUGCACCAGAUGAGGCUUAUGGCACCAACAAGAAGGAAAACGAAACAGACCAGUUUUCAAAUUUUAUUCAUCAAGCUAAGAAUAAGUUGAGAACUGUGUCAAAAAUUGGAAAGAAUGGUUCCUUCAAAAGAGGGUAA
Gastrolobium bilobum is the source of this 390-nucleotide messenger RNA. RefSeq lists its product as uncharacterized. The record is from RefSeq and is a predicted model, not a curated record. Bases 1 to 390 code for a protein of 129 amino acids. NCBI's taxonomy places the organism in Eukaryota, Viridiplantae, Streptophyta, Magnoliopsida, Fabales, Fabaceae. The transcript has a single exon.